AUGGGAACAGAUAUCCAGACACCCCUUCUUCGCAGCUCAACCACUUCACAGACACCGAAGCGCAGACCCACAUAUCUAGUUAUGGCCAUUCGUGCCGCUGCUCUUAUUGCAGCCGUUACUCUUGGCUAUGGCGUAUCGUGCACCGCUGCAUCGUCACCACCAGACCCUGAACCGAUACAUAUCGUUGAACUCCCCUUGCCACCUGUUGCGCCCAGUGACAAGCCAGGAUCCUGCACGCCUGAGCUCAAUCCAAAUGGGACAGGGUGUAUUGCCGUCGAAUCUAACCUCCAAGGUGGAGGCUUCCUGCCGGAUGGAAACCAUGUCCUCGCAACAGUCAACUUCACAGGCGCCGCUGCCAGCCCGGAUCCUUCCAGUAUAUACGCCGGAAUGCAAUUAAUCAUAGUCCGCACGAACGGGACUACCUUUCCCAACGGCGAUCCCUGGAAAUGCAUCACCUGCGGCACCCCGGACGACCAUAACCAAGGCAAUGAGGAGUUGGCGGAAUACCCUCAAUCCUUCAAAGACGGUCGGCGUGCCAUAGCUGGGAAGAGUAUCGUUGACUGCGGUAAGGCCCAGCUUGCAAGUCCACAGUGUACCCCUGACAAGGUCCACGUUUACCCGAUCUGGUGGGAAGGGGGAACUAUUCGCGAACUUCGACUGCAUCCUGAUAAUGUACACCUGGGGUUUAACUCCUUCACGCAGGAAAACGGUGCGCUGGGCCAGUUUGGGUACUUUGGGAGACUGCGAUUUAACCCUUCUCCCACCACCGGGAAGCCACUUACUGCUCGUUACGAGGUCGUCAACGUCACUCGCCUGUUUGAUCCUGAUGCCCCGCAGCCUUUCACAAUCAAUGGCAGUGAGAUCAAGCUAAAUCACAGCGCAGUCUCCGUUGGAGAGCUCCGUGGAUUCUCGGGCAGUGGGAAGGAGGUGACCUAUAUAGGAUAUCAAGCAGAGUCAUCCAACUGGGACAUAUUCGCUGCAGACCUUACCACUGGCAAUGUUCGCCGAAUUACUCAACACCCUGAGUAUGUUGACCCGGUCGAUAUCUCGCCUGACGACAAAUGGACCGUUGUCCUCGACACCCGAGGCACAGACAGGCAGAUGUGGCUCUCAGGCAUGCGCGACAUCCCCCCGAUCACAGACCUCAUCACGUCGGACAUCACCUCCGCCACACGAAACAACAGACAGCGCCGGUUCUUCCAGCCCUGGCUGAUCGACCAUGAUGGCGACCGUGGCUCUUACUUUGGACAAAAGAUCAACGCCGCUGGAGAUGGCACGGACGGGGCAAUCAACGAUCCGAACUGGAAUGCCCGAGCGGACCCGCGAUGGUCACCUGAUGGCACUCAGAUCAUGUACUACCAGGCUCUUGUCCAGGCACCAUCAUGCGGGGGGAUGAAUCCCCUGCCUUGCCCGGUGUCAACGGCCCCAGGUGGACGGGUAAACAGGCUGAUGCUCGCCACUCUCACGGAUCGUACCCCGUUACCUCCACAGCCUGUUGCAUCCGUCCCGGAAUUUAUCCCCUGGGGUGUCCCGUAUAAUCCGGAAGACUCUGCCCCAAAAAGAUAUGCGGUGUCUCCGGGUGCAUACGCAUUAAACGGCAAAGUAUCAGGCAUCGCAAAGGUCAAGAUCACCGGAAACAACAACAUAAUCAGCGGCGUUGCGGUAAAGUACACCAACUUCUCCAACGACGGAGUCAACACUCUAGUCGGCACAGAGAAUGUCACCGUCUCGCGUACAUCCAUAUCGGCUGCGCGUGCAGACUGGUAUUCCGAUCUAACUUCGACCGGCGAUGUGAAAGCCUCGAGACGAACUGGACCAGGCGGAUUCCAUCUUGAAAUCGACUCCAUGACAAACAUAUUCAAUGCCAACGGUACCAUGACGACGGCGAUUGAUGGGGUUGUCUACAAGCAGCCUGCGAAUGGGACUUGA
Molecule: messenger RNA, 1929 nt
Organism: Aspergillus puulaauensis
Lineage: Eukaryota; Fungi; Ascomycota; Eurotiomycetes; Eurotiales; Aspergillaceae
Product: TolB family protein
Exons: 1
Coding region: 1-1929 (642 amino acids)
Source: RefSeq, a predicted model, not a curated record